This is a messenger RNA of Pieris rapae (cabbage white), 4284 nucleotides long. It is a transcript of the gene lap, whose product is annotated as phosphatidylinositol-binding clathrin assembly protein LAP. Bases 128 to 2383 code for a protein of 751 amino acids. Gene Ontology annotation, cellular component: clathrin-coated pit; extrinsic component of presynaptic endocytic zone membrane; clathrin-coated vesicle. The record is from RefSeq and is a predicted model, not a curated record. Gene Ontology annotation, molecular function: clathrin heavy chain binding; 1-phosphatidylinositol binding; phosphatidylinositol-4,5-bisphosphate binding. Lineage: Eukaryota; Metazoa; Arthropoda; Insecta; Lepidoptera; Pieridae. Gene Ontology annotation, biological process: synaptic vesicle budding from presynaptic endocytic zone membrane; clathrin coat assembly; clathrin-dependent endocytosis. The transcript has 17 exons.
AUUUUGGAUUUAGUAUAGUGCCAGUUGGGGGGGCGGUGACAUAUUUUUUCGUCAUCGUCCUGUAAUAAUUUUAGAAAUUUUCAUGAAAAAGUAGUCGACAGUGAUUUUGAGUUUCUAUAACUAGUUUAUGUCAGGACUUAGCGUGAUGAUGGCGGGACAGACAAUAAACGAUAGGCUAUUAGCCGCACGCCAUAGUAUUGCGGGCCAGGGUUUAGCAAAAUCCGUAUGUAAAGCCACAACUGAAGAAAUGAUUGCUCCGAAAAAGAAACAUUUAGAUUAUCUAGUUCACUGCACAAAUGAGCCAAAUGUGUCGAUACCACAGCUUGCCAACCUCCUAGUUGAGCGGACACAGAACACAAAUUGGGUGGUGGUGUAUAAGGCCCUUCUCACAGUGCAUCAUCUUCUAGCAUAUGGAAAUGAAAGGUUCACACAGUAUUUGGCGUCGAGUAAUUCGACGUUCCAACUGAGUAAUUUUCUUGAUAAAAGUGGCGUACAAGGCGCCGCCGGUGCGAGGAUUGGCUAUGAUAUGUCACCGUUUAUCCGUCGGUACGCGAGGUACCUCAACGAGAAGGCGCUGUCGUACAGGACUGUCGCGUUCGACUUCUGCAAGGUUAAGAGAGGGAAAGAAGAAGGCUCCCUUCGUAUGAUGAAUGCUGAGGAGCUGCUCAAAACUCUACCAGUGCUCCAGGCUCAACUCGAUGCUCUAUUGGAGUUCGACUGCACCGCCAACGACCUCACUAAUGGUGUUAUUAACAUGUGCUUCAUGCUGCUCUUCAGGGAUCUCAUCAGAUUAUUCGCGUGCUACAAUGAUGGUAUCAUAAAUCUGUUGGAGAAGUACUUCGAUAUGAACAAGAAGAACUGCCGGGACGCUCUCGACCUCUAUAAAAAGUUCCUUAUCAGGAUGGAUAGAGUCGGCGAGUUCUUGAAGGUUGCAGAAAAUGUGGGUAUAGAUAAGGGUGACAUUCCCGAUUUGACCCGCGCGCCGAGCAGUCUCCUUGACGCGUUGGAAGGACAUCUUGCCACAUUGGAGGGGAAGCGGGGUUCCGCAGCUAACACUCCCACACAGACGGCCAGUGCUCAAAAGAACGUAGCCAAUGUAAUGGGAGCUUUAUCGUCAACGUCAUCAUCGUUUGGCAACGCGGCUGCUUCAAGCCGUAUAGACUCGCAGGCCAACGGUUCACUGUUAAUUGACGACUCACUACGUCAACAAGCACUCGCCGAAGAAGAGGCGGCUAUGAACCAGUAUAAGGUCCACUUAUUCCAAGGCGAAGAGGUGACUGGUGAAGAAGAUGUAACACAGAUUUCUCAACUAUUUAAUAAAGUCGCUUCUCCAACGAACUCUGCAAACAACCCGUUCUUAUCAUCUCAACCACAGCAGUCCCAAAACAUUGUUGAUUUGUUUGGACCAACCCCCGUCGAAACAAAUACAACGAGCAAGGCCUCUGAUGAUUUAUUGUCUCUUGGUAAUCCCUUCGCGGACAUGUUCGGAGGUGGAGCGGCCCAACCGCAACAGCAACCGCUCUGGCAACAAAGCAACGGUUUCACGGCAAGCUUCCCUGCCGCAAAUGCGAACGCAACGAGCGCGAACACGUUCGUCUCUGAGGCUAGCUUCACUAACGUUUUCAGUAACACUGACACUACAGCUGCCGCAAACCCAUUCAUGGGUAUGGGAGACCCACAGCCGGUAUCUGCUUCCCCUGCCCGACCCCCGCCCCCUAACAUCCAACCAAAGUCCGCUUUCGACGACCUUGAAGACGUCAUGCGUAUGUCAUUGGGUGGUUCCCCGGCGAAACAGCAGCAGCCAGCCCCAAUGGCCGCUCAACCGUUUGGCGAUAUGGCGAUGCCAAUGCAACCAAUGGGUCAACCUGUCGGGCAACCUAUGGGUCAACCUAUCGGGCAACCAAUGGGUCAACCCGUCGGGCAACCAAUGGGUCAACAGAUGAUGUUCGGGUCGCCAGCGCGUCAGCCAAUGAUGCCUAUGGCAGCUAUGGGACAACAACAACAGCCAACUCAACCUAACAAAGUGUUAACUGGCGACUUGGAUUCAUCGCUCGCGCAGCUUGCUAAUAACCUGUCUAUUAACAAAACUGCCACUGCCCCGAAACCAAUGCAGUGGAGUUCGCCGAAGAAUGCGACAAAGCCAGGCGGUGGCUGGAGUCCGCAGCCGAUGCAGGCGACAACAGGAGCUAACUAUAGACCUAUGGGCCCCGGCAUGAACAUAUCGCCAAUGCCUCAUACGUUACCUCAUAUGUUCCACCCUCCACAUUAUGUUAUGCAACAACAGGGCGUGGUAAUGGGCAUGAAUGCGUCACCAAUGAUGAUGCCGGGUAUGACUCCAAUGCGCCCGCCCAUACCAUCACAACCAACAAACAACUUCACUUAAACUGUUAAUUUAGUGUUUAUAUCUAGAGACUUAUGCCAUUGAGAUUGAACCUAUUUGUGUUUGCAAAGAUAUUACCUGGCUAGCUCCUGAAAAGUAAUGAAUUUUGAUCGUAAUAGAAUCGGAUAUAAUAUCGUCACGAGACAAUGUGUACUAACUACUAACUUACACAGGGCACAAUAAUUUUCUACGCGACCAAUUAAGGGAUAAUUUGCCUGUCUAAUCUCGAUGGCAGAUGUCAAUGUUUAUAUGGAUCCUUAAUAUUUACUUAACAUAGUCACAGAUAAUAAAAAACCUCACAUGUUAUAAGUGAUGUGUGUAACGUUAUAUAGUCCUUGUGUAUGGGAUUAUCGGUUUUCGAUGGCACCUAACAUUUGUAUCUUAUGAAUGAAAUCACGAAAUUACCUGAGUACCAGUUGUUUGACCAUAUCAGUGAAAAUGUUGCCAUAUACAUUAUUUAUUCACGUUACUUUGCCAACGUUAAAGGUGCUGUCAAAAAUGUCUGUUACGUAAAGAGACGAUAUGCGCUUAGGUUCAAAGAGUACUUUAUCGGGUAGGAGAUUUUUUAGUUUAGAAAUAGUUGAGUCAUUAUCGUUUGUAAAUAUUAAAUUUCACUGUGGCCGCUUCCUGUGAAUUUGUUAUGUUUUGCGACAUUAUUAUACCCGACUAACAGUAUUGGCUUUCAUGAAUAAAUGAGGAAAUUUAUUAUAUAAUCAAUUUCUUAUAACUUAUAAAAAGGUUUGCAUUAAUGUUUAUUGUUAAUAUCAAUGUCACAUUCCAUUGUUAAUUUUUUAGUUUUUUUUUUUCAAUAAAAUAAUAUCAAAACCUAAUAUUUAACUCGCGUGGUUCUUCGAUAUAGUCAUUAUUUCUUUCCAGCAUUGAGAUUUACAAUGCUUUAUAGUUUGGUUAAUAUGAAAAUAUUUUAUAGGUGCUGUUCUAUUAACGAUUGUAACGUUUUUCUUAUUUUUGUUUAAAAAAAGUUACCAUCUUUAAUUUCAAAAAACUUCAAAUUAUCAUACAAAUAAUUAUGAUCGGGCAACUUUAGUUUUGCAUAAAAAGCGUGUGAUUCAAUGCUCUGAAUUGUUAUUCUCGUUCCGUAGUGGUCCCAAUAGAUCAAAAGAUUUUUAUUUGUGAUAUUGUAUUAAAGACUGUAGUAAGUAUUAGCAGUUUUUUCGUCCUAAUCGCUUAAGCAGAGUAUUGUAUCGGUGUUGCCGUGUAUAUUAUGCUCGACAUUUAAAAAAUGCUUUUCAGACUGGCAACACUGGAGUUCAUCGCAUAGAAUAUAAAUUAUCUUGUAGUUGUUUAUGAUACUGUAGCAAAUCUUUAAUCAGUGUAUUAUUCAAUAUACAUAGUUGAAUGCACUUAUGUGUAAAUAAGAUAUAGGUGUUACAUUUAAUAUUCCAUAGGAAUAAGCCUAUUACAUGCCCUUAAACUUUGUGUGCUAUCAUUUAAUAGUACAAUUAUUUUUAUAUAUUUAAUGUACUCGUAAAAUUGUUCGUUUGCGGUGUCCAUCUCAUUAGGACCAUUAUAUUUGUAUCAUGCCAAAUUGAUCAGUUCAUUUGCUCAUACUUUUGUGCAAUACAAUUUGUCCGUAAACCUUGACGAGGCAAAAAGUCUUCGGUAAUCGACAACGUUUUUUCCAGUGAAUUAACUUUUUUAAUUCUGUGAUUAUGAACUUUAGUAUACCGCUAGGAGACACAAAUAUAUUUUUAGGAUCUCUACGAUCUAAUUUUGAAUUUAUUUACUCAUUGAAAUGGUUAGUUGUAUAUUUUAUUUGAUUAUUAUUUUUUGUCUUGUGUUUAUUUUUAUGUAAAUAAUCAAACAUGCUAUUUUAUUUGCUAGCUCUGUCGUGCCUUGAGAUAUUUCGUUUAUUUAUGAGGAAAUAAAAAUUAUUGAGAAGUGUU